UAAUGUGUCUAUAACAUGGCUCAAACAAUACAAAUGACCAAUGAGCAGCUGCGGGAGCUCAUCGAAACGGUGCGCGCUUCUGCUGUGGCAGCUGCUGGGGUUGCCGCCGAAUCUGGUGGAGCUGUCUCCGUGACCAAGUCGAAGGGCAGUUUCAGCGCCUGCACGCACAGGUUUAACGGUGCACGAAACCACGACGACGUCGAGGAGUUUAUCACAAAUAUUGUAACAUACAAAGAGCUCGAAGACAUCAGCGAUGAGAAUGCUUUGAAAGGCAUUUCGUUGCUCUUUUACGGCAUUGCAUCUACCUGGUGGCAGGGUGUACGCAAAGAGGCAAAGUGCUGGAACGAUGCAAUCGACCUCAUUCGCGAACACUUUUCACCCACCAAGCCGGCUUAUCAAGUCUACAUGGAGUUCUUUCAGAAUAAACAGGAGAAUAGCGUACCCAUGGAUACCUUCGUUGUCGAGAAACGUGCGCUGCUCGCUCAAUUGGAAAAUAAUCGUCACGACGAAGAGACGGAACUGGAUUUCCUGUACGGUCUGUUAAACAUUAAGUACCGCAAAUACAUUCCUCGCCAGAAUAUUUCAACAUUCCGCGAUCUGUUGGAACAGGCGCGCAUUAUCGAGCAUAACACUCAGGAGGAAUCCGAUGGCCAGCCCCCACGGAAGCGUCCUUACUCAGAAAUUUCGUCAACUGGUUACAUCCCUGGUCGAGGUAGAGGUGGAACCCGAGGACAUGGCAGAGGCCGAGGCCGAGGCAGAGGUAGAGGUAGAGGCCGGGACUUUGCUGCUCAGCCGAAUGGAGAAGAGGACGUGCCAAUGGCCACUGAACAGCAAAGCUAAACACAUAGCCGAAUAUUAUUUAGUCACACAUGCAUUGAAUCAUUCUUCACAUUUAAAAAGUAAACAAACUUAAAUAAAUGAGGUGUGCAGUCGC
This is a messenger RNA of Drosophila arizonae, 934 nucleotides long. Its product is annotated as activity-regulated cytoskeleton associated protein 1-like. NCBI's taxonomy places the organism in Eukaryota, Metazoa, Arthropoda, Insecta, Diptera, Drosophilidae. The record is from RefSeq and is a predicted model, not a curated record.